AUGCCCAGGCAGCGAGGUCCAUAUACGCUCGUUGACCUCAAAGUCACUAAGCAGGAAUCGGCGACCUCCCAGAGCACCCAGAGCAAACACAAGCGACAGUGUCUCGAGGCUCCUGAAGGAGAAGAGCGCCGCGGCGAAUGCCCCUACAAAUGCCUCCUCCGAGAACAGGAACUCGUCCAGAGCCAGCUUCCGAAUGCGCUUGUGCGCCGGCCAGCUUCUGAGAAACUCUGGAUCGCAAAGGUCGGUGGCGUGCUGUUCCGGGACGUAGAGAACGUCGAGUUCCGGGUCGAAUUCCGUAAACGGCUCCAGAUAUACCCCGUCGUUGGUUUUGCGAAACUGAAGCAGCGAUUGCGCCAAGGAGCGAGAUUCACGACAGGCGUGGAGCAGCGCCGUCGCUUCAAGAUCCACGGUUUGCGGUAUGAGCUCUUGAUGGCCCCGAAAGACGCAAGGGAGUCGAACUGGAUCCUGGAGGGCAAAGCCCCAUAUCUCUCUUUGCAACUCUAG
Pestalotiopsis fici W106-1 is the source of this 504-nucleotide messenger RNA. RefSeq lists its product as uncharacterized. Bases 1 to 504 code for a protein of 167 amino acids. The transcript has a single exon. The record is from RefSeq and is a predicted model, not a curated record. NCBI's taxonomy places the organism in Eukaryota, Fungi, Ascomycota, Sordariomycetes, Amphisphaeriales, Sporocadaceae.